Magnolia sinica is the source of this 699-nucleotide messenger RNA. RefSeq names its product probable F-box protein At4g22060. Lineage: Eukaryota; Viridiplantae; Streptophyta; Magnoliopsida; Magnoliales; Magnoliaceae. The coding region runs from base 1 to 699 and encodes 232 amino acids. The transcript is spliced from 2 exons. The record is from RefSeq and is a predicted model, not a curated record. Gene Ontology annotation, molecular function: protein binding.
AUGGCGAGGAGUCUAAAGAAGAAGGAGACGGCGAAGAAAGAUAGAUUAGAGAGAUUAAAGGAGAACAGAAAUCUAUGGUUAAAACUUCCCACAGAAGUAUUCGUCAAUAUUUUAAUGCGUCUAUCUUUGCUUGAUUGCAUUCGUGCCAAAGCAGUUUGCCUUACAUGGCGGGCAGACGUGAUAAAGAUGGUGGCCUGCAAUGCUCAUCCUCCAUCACAUCAAGUCGCAAUGCUUAUGCCUACAAAAGAUCGAAAAACCUUAAUAUACAGAGUCCUCAAUUUACCAGAUAACAACGUUUAUAAGCUACAUCUCUGGCAGUUUAGUCCAGCAAUUUGUUUAGGAUCUUCUGAUGAAUGGCUGAUUCUAAUGGAUAAGAAUACCAAGGGAUGUUUUCUAUUGAAUUUAAGAUCCAAUGAACAAAUCCAACUCCCUCGUCAGGCUACGGUUUGUAACUCAGGCAAGUACCGCAAUGUGGAAGAUUUUUGGAAGCACGGCACAGGGUUAAAUGCUAAGGCUAUUUUAUCAUUUGACACAGCUUCAGCAUCAUCUGCCGACGGCUACAAAGCUAAUUGCAUAUAUUUUGCAAAUGCUAAGAAAGGCGAUGAUUCGGGUGUCUUUCACUUACAGGAUGGUAGUAUCGAGGUAUUUCCUCCCAGCAUUUCUUACCAGAUUCUGUCUCAGCAAGGGUGUUACCUGUAA